Molecule: messenger RNA, 495 nt
Organism: Cladophialophora yegresii CBS 114405
Lineage: Eukaryota; Fungi; Ascomycota; Eurotiomycetes; Chaetothyriales; Herpotrichiellaceae
Exons: 1
Coding region: 1-495 (164 amino acids)
Source: RefSeq, a predicted model, not a curated record
AUGGCAGCCCUUCAUCGCUCCACGUCUCGGUCGCCGUCUGAGAACCCCCAGCCGGCGGAUUCGGGUUCCGGCCGCUCGUCAAUGACCGAAAGAAAGGGCUCUUCAUCCUCCACACAUUCAACAUCAUCUACCGCACCGGGUAACUCUCCUAGAGUGCAGUUGGUGCCGCAUGCCCGCACUGCCAGCUUUGACAUCUCGUUAUCAGAAGCGGAGCGGGUCCUGGUAGACCAGGCGGCCACGCAGUUCGAUGCUCUUGAUCUGUCGUCCAAGGACUUUGAUUUUGACGAGAUCUUCACCUACGACAAGCCUCAAAGAAAGCUGAUCAAAGGAGUGGUCGAGGUGUCAAGCCCGACGCGGACUCAACGGGACUGGUCCUCCUUUUCCUUUUCACACUACUCGGCCGCCAUGAACGUCCGGAACAAGGUCAAUCACAAGGUGAAGCCCAGCGUCGGCGAAACGUAUGUGAAGAAGAAAACCCAAGGGAGAGCGUAUUGA